AUAAAUAUGGCCGGAAAGAUGUUCUCGGGGGAAGAAUUUGAGAAAGGUUACUACCACUACAAAGAGGUUAAGUUUCACAGGAUGAUUAUACCUCCUGCUAACUUGGACGCCAUGGCCACAUUUGAAGUCAGACCGGACGACAUCUUCUUGAUUACUUAUCCAAAGUGUGGCACCCACUGGUCAGCUGAGAUCAUCAACUUAAUUCUGACUGCUGGUGAUCCUGAUAAGAUUGACCAUACUCGACAGGAAGCUGCAAUUGAAAUGUCGUACUUGAAGGACAAAAGCAACCCUACAUCGUUUGUUGCCUUUCACUUAAAGCUGGCCUCAAUGGAAGGGCGUAGAGUGAUACUCACCCACCUGCCUGAACACCUCCUCCCUCCUCAGGUGUUCUCAAAGAAGCCUAAGGUGAUUUAUGUAACCAGAAACCCUAAAGAUUGUGGUGUAUCAUUUUACCAUGCAAUGUCGGGCUUGAUGGCAUCAGACUGGAAUGGACAUGCUGAUAAAUGGAUAAAGCAGGAUGAUUUGAUUGGUGGUGGAUUCUUCACACACGUUCUCAGUUACUGGAAACAUCGACAUGAACCAAAUUUUCUAUAUAUGAAAUAUGAGGAUAUGAAAAAGGAUCCAAGAGGAUCUAUCAUCAGGUUUGCUGACCAUCUUGAAUGCCCUUUAAGUGAUGAAGAAAUUGAUCUUGUUGUACACCAUUCGGAAGUGAAGAAUAUGAAAAAGACAUAUGACAAAGUUGAGAAGAAAACUCCUGAUGGCAAGUUUCUGACCAAAGCUAUGGGAAAAUCACCAUUCAUUCGAAAAGGUCAAAUUGGUGACUGGAAGAAUCAUUUUACUGUUGCUGAAAACGAGGCGUUUGAUGCUGUCAUCCACCAGAACCUUAGUGGGACAGGUCUCACCUUCGAUUAUGAAUAAUCGAAAUUGUGGUGUUGCUCAGACUGCAGCAAUGUUGCUGCUCAGUUUUCUAAAUACUGUUAUUCAGUCCUUACUGUAGCUUGAGUUCUAGGCCCUGACUUUUGGUUACUCACUUUUUAUCUCUUAGUGUGCACCUUACCAAAAUGUAAUUGGCAUCUCAUUCCUAAAUUACUUAUUCGUUGGUGGCGCUGUCCAAAAUGAGAAAAUAAAAAUAAUCAGGUACUUGCAAGUCUGCCUCCGUACAGUUGACUGUUGCUUAGUCAGAGUUGCACAUUCUGCAUUACACUAAUUUUUUUUUAGGCAGUGGCGCUUGUUACACUUGUCUAGAAUCAAUUCUUAAUUCUGAUUUGUAGUUAUUGUCCAAUCUAUACACAUAAUAACGUAAAAUAAUAAUUGGCUUAUAACUGGUGUAACAAUAGCCACUGCCUUUUAAAAUUCUAUUGGCUAUAUUGCCUUUAACUCUUUUCAAGUGUUGCAGUCUUCAUGAACUUUGUGAUGUCAUUUGUUUAUUGAUUAAUGUUUUAAUAAUUAAGAAAACCAAAUUAAAGUAUUUUUAUUGAAUUAGAUUUGAAAUUAUAAAACCAAAAUUUCAUGUGAUAUCAGAUUUUUGUAAUGAACUUCUAUUUUUCUAAAAAGUAUUUUAAACAGUAAAUGUAUAGUAUAAAUUACUUUGAUUAUUAGUGAAGCAAUAAAUAUUUACACAGAUUUUAUAAAUCUGAAAAAACAUGCACUGUAUGUGAUUUGUAUCAAUUAAUACUUUGAUUAUAGUAUAAAAUAAUAGUUAAAUGAAUUAUAGAUUGAUAUUACCUUUCAUCAGUUUAUCAUUUGAUUUAAUUAUGUCGUAGCUUUAAAUCUUCUUUUCGUAGCUUUAAAUCUUCUUUUAUAGAAGACAAAAUUUUAAAUUUUGAAAAUAUAUUAUUUUUAAAUGUUUGGUAUAAAACAUAGUUUAUGUAAUUUAUUAGUUUAUUAUUAUUGUUAAGUAUCCUGAUGACGUGUACACCGUACAUGACAGCUUGUGUUCAAAUAAAUACCUCAACUAAUUUCAAAAGUGCUACUAUGAA
Anneissia japonica is the source of this 1979-nucleotide messenger RNA. Its product is annotated as sulfotransferase family cytosolic 1B member 1-like. Gene Ontology annotation, molecular function: sulfotransferase activity. Gene Ontology annotation, biological process: sulfation. Gene Ontology annotation, cellular component: cytoplasm. The record is from RefSeq and is a predicted model, not a curated record. Lineage: Eukaryota; Metazoa; Echinodermata; Crinoidea; Comatulida; Comatulidae.